Messenger RNA from Guyanagaster necrorhizus, 354 nucleotides. RefSeq lists its product as uncharacterized. The record is from RefSeq and is a predicted model, not a curated record. Lineage: Eukaryota; Fungi; Basidiomycota; Agaricomycetes; Agaricales; Physalacriaceae. The transcript is spliced from 3 exons. Bases 1 to 354 code for a protein of 117 amino acids.
AUGUGGACACUGAAGUCGGACCAUGCAGUCCCGUCUCUGAGCAAAGUCCUGGGCCCGCCGGUGCAAGAUAUCAACCUCGAAAGGAAGGCAGAGAGCGGCGUUGAGUGGUAUGCUCCGACUAUGAGAGACUUGCUAACUGCCCAACUUUUCGUUGACGAUUCAUCAGUCAAUCAAAAAAUUGCUUGUUGGGAUAGACGAAAGACCGUCCGCCAUACCGUAGUACGGAAUAUAAACUUUUAUGAUAGUUAUUACUUCGGCGACAAAAGAGGUCGUACCGAUGGAAGAGUCGAUCGUACUAGCAAAGGGGUAAUCUACCUUGCUCUACGAGACAUUUGCAGUGUCUGCACUCAAUAG